AUGACAGAUUCUGUGCUCCUCCAUCCCCGCUGGAUCGAGCCUGUCAUGUUCCUCUACGAAAACAGCCUGGAGGAGAUCAGCAAGAACAUGGAAGCCGGUUUCCACGCCACAGCGGCUGCAGGCACCAACUUCGCCACGGCCAACCAAUGCUGGAACCUGAUGGCUCACCCAGCCUCGCUGGCCGCUCCGGGCAGCACCGCAGCCUACACGUCCAGCGAGGUGCCCGCGGCCAGCAUGGUAGAGCCAGGGGCCGCUGUCAAGCAAUGCAGACCCUGCUUGGCUGCCGUGCAGAGCUCCUCAGGGCCUGCCGCCCUGCCUUACAGCUACUUCAGCAGCGGCUACUUCCCGUGCUGCAUGAGCCACCACAAUGCCACCCUCAAAUCCUGCGCCCAGCCCGCCUCCUCCUUCACCGACAAAUACAUGGACAUGUCGGUGUCGCACAUUGACCAUGUUAGCCCUCUGAGGCUGCAAUUCUAA
This is a messenger RNA of Rhineura floridana, 477 nucleotides long. RefSeq names its product homeobox protein Hox-A13-like. The transcript has a single exon. Bases 1 to 477 code for a protein of 158 amino acids. The record is from RefSeq and is a predicted model, not a curated record. Gene Ontology annotation, molecular function: RNA polymerase II cis-regulatory region sequence-specific DNA binding; DNA-binding transcription factor activity, RNA polymerase II-specific. NCBI's taxonomy places the organism in Eukaryota, Metazoa, Chordata, Lepidosauria, Squamata, Rhineuridae. Gene Ontology annotation, biological process: regulation of transcription by RNA polymerase II.